Molecule: messenger RNA, 2092 nt
Organism: Penicillium brasilianum
Lineage: Eukaryota; Fungi; Ascomycota; Eurotiomycetes; Eurotiales; Aspergillaceae
Source: the annotation of a GenBank genome assembly
CGCGCCUAACUUCCUCCAAUACCGACGCACCGUUGCGUAAUUUGUUUCUCGCACAAACUAUUAUUAUCCUAUGCGAUGAUGUGAGCUGAUCGGUAGACAUCCACUUCGCAAAUGACGAUGACGCCACGCACGAUGGAAGUUGAGGACAUGCUCCCGAGUGCGCCGAAGUCGCGGUUUCGUCCCAAGCAACGGAUCAGUCACACAAAGUCUAGAAAUGGCUGCUAUAAAUGCAAGCAGCGUCGCGUCAAAUGUGACGAGGAACGGCCAACGUGCGGUGCAUGUUUCAUUCGUGGUGAAGACUGUGUCUUCCCUAAUGUAGGAGGCACACGUGACCAGAGAAGAAGACAGUCACCAUUGCCUCGCGAGAGACUAUCGUCCGACAGAGUUCAUGUUCAGACGCGCGAAAAUAUACGGGAGGUGCCAUUUCGCCCAUUAAUUUUCAAUGUGGCGCCUUCUCAGGAACCUCAGUAUGUCGGCAAUCAACCAAAAUCUAGCCUCAACAUGAGCGAUCUGAAUCUACUUCAACACUUCAUCUUGCACACUUCGAAAAAGAUGUCUCUGCACAAGAAUAAAUCGGUGGCUUGGGGGCGUGUUAUUCCGGAAAUGGCUGCAGUCAAUGAAUUCCUAAUGCACCUCGUCUUAGCCCUGGCUGGCUUAGAUAUUUUGACCAGUGGAGAUGCUUGUGCUGCGAAUGUUCAAGGGUCUGCUAGUUCUUCCAUGCCUACAUGUGUACCCAAUUUUCGGUCAAUCAUGGAGCACCAUCAACAAGGGUUGGCCGGUCUACAGGAAGCGCUUUGUGCCACCAGCGACCCAGACGCAGAAGCCUUGCUGGCCGGGUCUUUGCUGGUGGUGGGCUUUGCAUUUGCAUCUUUCGGGAUCAAAGAUCUAGAUCCAUCGACACCUUCACUUCAGGAUACCUUGAGUUCGGCAAAUGCGUCACCAUCUCCUCUUCUCGAUGUUAGCACAAUGCACUUGCAAUGGCUUCACCUUGUUCGUGGCGUCACGUCUAUCCUGAGACAAUUUUGGCCAACUUUGAGAAGAUGUCGCCUCAGGGCGCUACUGAUUCAUACCCAUGCCAAUGAUGAUUGGAAGCUUUGCGAAGAACAUCUGCGGUCAAACAUGGUGUCUGCCCAAGUCAUCCGAUCAAAGAGACUUCGAAAGUUCGUCGCCGGUGCUAAUAGUGCCAUUUCGAACUUGCGAGACCUAUGCGCAACACUCCGCCAAUCCAGCAACUCCAAAGAAGGCGCUGAUGGCUCGCCACUGAGUGUGACACCUCAAUCGGAUCAAAGUGGUCAUCUGGAUCAAGAUCUUCCCGACGUGUACGAACAGGCUAUGGGUGUGGUUGAUGAUCUCUAUAUGAGAAUACUCUAUGUAGUGCAGAUGAAGCCACUUGACUCUCACUCUAUGUCCGACCUCGAGCUCCAAGCUGAGCUGGAAGAUGCGGCUGUUUCAGGCUGGCCCGCUCUUCUCCCUGAAGACUUUAUCUCUUCGUUGGACUCGCCAGGGACGGACACGCUUCAUGCUGUGAGCUUGGUGAUUUUAGCGCAUCUGUACUUGACUAUCGCCAUUCUGGACGAGGUGUGGUACUGUGGCAAGAGAUGUGACACUGAGAUCUACAAGAUUAAUACUCUGAUUCUUGGCCUGGGCAAUACGAAGCUCGUGUCCUUGAUGGAAUGGCCAAUCGAUGUCAUUCGGUGAUGAGAUAGAAAUGCUUCAUAUCAUGUCGGCGACUGAAGUGUGCGAACGAAAUGAUUGUCAAAAUCUCAUCGGGCUUUUUUGAACCAUACCUUUUGAAACAUUCCACUGAAAUGGGUUGUUUAUCAUCCUAUCGCCAAUCAUAAGAUAGGCUGACAUAACCGAAGGACUAUGUCCCGGAGGGUUGACACGCCGUGGCCAGUGGCUGGAUCCCAUAUCCUGACUGUUAUAUCAUAUGACCCCGAAGCUUGGAUUUUCCUUUCUUAUGUCUAUUUAUCGUACAUCAUUUGAAGAAUGUAAGAUGAGGAUAAUUACCUCGUCGUCUAAUCGCGAGGAAAAGUUGUAUUAUGUUGAAUGUAUGUCGUUAGUCAUGUUGAAAUUAUAUGAACGCCCGGCG